Molecule: messenger RNA, 411 nt
Organism: Plasmopara halstedii
Lineage: Eukaryota; Oomycota; Peronosporomycetes; Peronosporales; Peronosporaceae
Product: histone h3
Exons: 1
Coding region: 1-411 (136 amino acids)
Cellular component (GO): nucleosome
Molecular function (GO): DNA binding; protein heterodimerization activity; structural constituent of chromatin
Source: RefSeq, a predicted model, not a curated record
AUGGCCCGUACCAAGCAAACUGCCCGCAAGUCCACAGGAGGUAAAGCUCCUCGCAAGCAGCUCGCGACGAAAGCCGCACGCAAGUCAGCACCUACAGCUGGCGGUGUCAAGAAGCCGCAUCGUUACCGACCUGGUACGGUCGCGCUUCGCGAAAUUCGCAAGUAUCAAAAGUCGACAGACUUGCUGAUUCGCAAGCUGCCAUUUCAGCGUCUAGUGCGCGAGAUUGCACAGGACUACAAGACGGAUCUGCGCUUCCAGUCUACGGCCAUUUUGGCCCUGCAAGAAGCAUCAGAGGCUUAUCUAGUAGGCCUUUUUGAGGAUACUAACCUUUGUGCUAUCCAUGCCAAACGUGUGACUAUCAUGCCAAAGGACAUCCAGCUUGCCCGACGUAUUCGUGGCGAACGCACAUAA